AUGUUGCUCUCGAUAAUCGUGCCUGACUCACAAACUCUUGAAGAGCAGGAUCUUGACUCCCUCUACAUUCAGCUCACCCAGUGUGCCAGGAGGAAUGCAAUAUUCUCUGGAGAAACCGUCGAAGGUUAUGUGAUCUACAGCUCUGUGGUGGACCCAGCACCAGAAAACAUUCAGGUUCGUUUCUUCCUUAGUGAAUGCGAGCAGCUCGCCAAAGCGGUGCGGAAUGAUCCUGAAGACGUCACAGAAGUGGACGCAGAGUUGGUUGCCCAAGGAAUUUCAGAUAUGGGUGACACCACUGAGAACUUGGCUAUCUGGAAGUUCUCGGCUCACAUAGUGAGUCCAAAGCUGAAGCUAGGAAAACUGGUCACGCUAGAAGCGUCUAUGAUCGAUGCAGAGCAUUCUGAUCUCAAUGGUCAACACAAAUCGAAUGAGGAUCCAAAGGUGUCUUCACCUUCGUUGUCAGAGACAACCAGCAAUGCGGAAAGUCCGCAGUCAGGGCCAGAAAGUACUAAAAUUGGCAACAUUCAGCCUGUAGGUAGCAAAGAAGAUGAACCUGCCACACUAGUUGUCACAGAGACGUUUCCAGUUUACCUCCCACUCAUGAUGAAGCUCAAAUCGACAAAACCAGGUGGUCGCAACGACAUUCUUCUAAGCUCCCUCAGUAUAGAAGCUUCAGAGGACUUACUAAAGUUUUCCAAAGAGGGAAAAUAUGAGAAUCUACUAUUCACAAUUCUAGACCUCUCGGUUAAAUUCCCUACGGGGAAGAUCACCAGUCUCUCGUCGCUAGAGAUACCAUCGCUGUUUGGCGUCCAUGAUAUCAUCUCGACUACGUAUCGCCUUGUCAAUAAUGGAGACCAAAUGCCCGAAAAUUCACAGCCUUUGCACAUCACGCUCAGUUCCCGAAUCGAUUUUAUAGAAGGCAAGGAGCGACAGCAGGUUGGGUCUGAUAUCAUCAGUCAAUGGACUCCACUUCUAGACUUCAGCCUCAUGGCUCCGCCUAUAAGCAACUCACUCAAGUCAUCUACGAACAUGUCACAUUCACAAUUGCAGCAGCAGUUUCAAAUACCCCAAAAGCUGCGCUCCUCCCAAAAUCUCCAGCGCAAGGAUUUCCUGAGCACCCCGACAUUUGCGACUCUGCCCAGUGUUCCUCACAUCAACUUUCCUGGAACGCCUUCCUCGAAGUCAUCAUACGGGAUACCGCAGCGUGUGAAGUCACCGAAUCCAGCGCCUGGCAGGACGCAGCUGAUGAAUGCUCUUUCUCAAGGUGGACAAAACCAUAACCUAGGAAACAAACCCAUCAAAAGAAAUUACAAAUCACUUCUAUCACAUGCGCUCUCUAUGUCACCGUCGGCAGUGACGAUUAAUCUCACAACGACAAAUAACACCGCUCUUUCUGGUUUGCGACUCACAUUUCUUGGAAGACUUGACGUUGAGCUCGGGAAGGUGGCAACACUUCGGAUACAGGCUAUCAACCUAUCGCUGAGAACGCUACAUCUUUCUUUGAUUGUGAAAAAUCCAACGAAGUUUGGCCCCGUGUAUUCGAGCAAUAACGUUGCAACCAGCAGCGCCUCAUCUUCCAACGUCAUAAGUGGUAAGGAUAGCAACCUGCAAAAGGUACUCGUCCAUAGCCGCCAGCAGCUAUUCCAUCAAUAUCAACAAAGCAAACUCGAGACAUGCGGUGUCAUAAUGUUGACCAAUGAUGUGAGACUUGGCCCUAUUGAACCCAAUGCAGUUUACGAGUCUGAAGUAGACAUCAUUGGCAUCUCGAAGGGGGUAUUUAAUCUUCAAGGACUCAAAAUCUUCGAUAUAGCCAGUGGUGAUGGUAUUGAUUUUGGUAAGCUCAUGGAGGUCUUCGUCAUAUAA
Molecule: messenger RNA, 1863 nt
Organism: Candidozyma auris
Lineage: Eukaryota; Fungi; Ascomycota; Pichiomycetes; Serinales; Metschnikowiaceae
Exons: 1
Coding region: 1-1863 (620 amino acids)
Biological process (GO): intra-Golgi vesicle-mediated transport
Cellular component (GO): trans-Golgi network; TRAPPII protein complex
Source: RefSeq, a predicted model, not a curated record